ACUUGUAAACCGUGACGAACAACCCGAAGCUUCUAAGUAAAGAUGCUGACUUUGCUCUUCGCUUGUCUGGGUCUUCUAAUCUUGGCUCUUCUCUUCAAAUUCGUCACUUCCGAUGGUGAUUUAACGUUGGUUUCAAAGAAACAUGUAAAAAAGGAAGAAAUUGAAGACAAGGUUGUUUGGAUUACUGGGGCCAGCCGGGGAAUUGGCGAGGAACUUGCUAAACAGUUGGCUAAAUUAGGUGCUAAACUCAUUCUUUCAGCACGGAAUGAAGCUGAGUUGGAGCGAGUUAGGAAACAACUUACAGGUAAGUACUCACCUAAAGAAGUGGAGAUUUUACCGUUGGAUUUGGCAUGUGGUGAAGAUUCACUCAGGGUGGCUGUAGAAAAAGCAGAGUCCCUUUUUUCUGGUGCUGGUGUUGAUUAUAUGAUCCAUAAUGCAGCUUACGAACGCCCUAAAUCAACAGCUUUGGAAGUCUCUGAAGAAAGCCUGAAGGCUACAUUCAAUGUCAAUGUUCUGGGAACAAUAUCUCUGACACGGCUACUGGCACCCUUUAUGCUGAAGCGGGGAAUGGGUCAUUUUGUUGUGAUGAGCAGUGCUGCGGGAAAGACACCUGCACCAGGUCAGGCUGUGUACUCUGCUUCUAAAUACGCUCUGAAUGGGUACUUCCACUCACUGCGUUCCGAGCUGUGUCAGAAAGGGAUUAAGGUGACUGUUGUUUGCCCUGGGCCAAUAGAGACAUCAAAAGGUUCUGGAGCACCAGCUUCAGAAAAGAUGAGUGUUUCUGAGAAACGUGUUUCAUCGGAAAGGUGUGUAGAACUGACACUCAUUGCUGCAACCCAUGGUCUAAAGGAAGCUUGGAUAUCAUACCAGCCUGUGUUAGCGGUGAUGUAUCUGGUGCAGUACAUGCCUACCGUGGGCUACUGGCUCAUCGACAAGGUUGGUGCCAAGCGGCUAGAAGCUGCUGCACAGAAGAGCAACACUUACUCAUUGUCUUUACUGUUUGGGAAGAAAAAUAAAGCAGCCUGAGGAACCAUAAGCUAAUACAAAUCCACCUCUCUUACAGCGUAUUCUCGUACAAUGCUCAAGGCUCUGCGCUGAGAAGCCGGGAGCCCAAACAGUCAUAUAUUGAAAAAUGCAUUGCGUGUUUCUCUGCUUCUUGACCCUAAUUUCGGAAAUUUUCCAACAUUGUUAUAACUUAAUUUUAUUGGGUCAAACAAUAUUAGCCAAUAUUCUAUGAACCAUAAAAGUAUAGUCACGGUCUAAGUUAAUAUUCAUUUUUCCUUCAUCACUAA
Messenger RNA from Mangifera indica (mango), 1292 nucleotides. Its product is annotated as dehydrogenase/reductase SDR family member 7. The record is from RefSeq and is a predicted model, not a curated record. The transcript is spliced from 12 exons. Gene Ontology annotation, molecular function: oxidoreductase activity. NCBI's taxonomy places the organism in Eukaryota, Viridiplantae, Streptophyta, Magnoliopsida, Sapindales, Anacardiaceae. Gene Ontology annotation, cellular component: membrane. The coding region runs from base 43 to 1026 and encodes 327 amino acids.